AUGGAUUACGAAAUGGACCAGGAAAGCCUCGAUCUCAUCAUCGAGCUUCAGUUGCAAGAUGCCCAGAGCAUGAUCAAGGGCAAGUAUCGCGAGGGCGAGGCUCCGGACUUUGAGUUCGCGCUCGAAUGCUUCAACGCAGAGCUCCGGUCGCUUCACACCUUGCUUCACGACCAAGCAAUGACUCGUAGCGUGGCCCGCGCCGUCGUCAGUGAUGCCGACAUCAUCAGGGAGCUUGUCAACCAAGAGGACCAGGCCAGACGCGACAGGGAGCUCGUGCUCAAUGGUUUCGGUUCGGACAACUUCAAUGGCGGUGGAUUCCCUCAAGAUGAUUUCCCUCAACAUGGGGAGUCGUCGGGGACCAUGUCCGAUGAGAUGACCAGCAAGCUCAUCGUCUUGUUCAAUGGCGGCCACGAGUCCCCUCCCAUUGCCGAGUCAUCAAGAAAGGGAAGACAGGAGCAAGCAGUAGCCAAGGCCAGCAAACGGCGUCGCUGCCUUGUCUGCACCGACGAGUUCCCCUUCGUGGAGACGCUGCGAUGCCCUUGCUCUCACGACUACUGCCGAGGAUGCCUGUCAAACUACGUCAAAAAGGCAAUCGACGACGAGUCCAUUUUCCCGCCUCAGUGUUGCGGCAAGCCCAUCCCUCUCACCGGCGUCAACCAGAUUUUCCUAUCGCCAGACAUCCUCGGCAAGUAUCGCGCCAAGGAGCUCGAGUACAAUUCGGAGAAGAGGGAGUAUUGCUACUACCCGACUUGCUCGACGUUUAUUCCCAAGCAAUUCAUCAAAGACGAAGUCGGCACAUGUGUUAAAUGCGGGAGAAAGACGUGCGUCAUCUGCAAAGGCGCGUCGCAUACGGGAGAUUGUCCCAAAGAUACGGCAACGGCUGAUUUGCUUCGCGUGGCGGGAGAUAAAGGCUGGAAACGAUGCUUCAAGUGCCGCCGCGUUGUGGAACUUGCGCUCGGGGCUGAAUUCUGCUACACCUGCGGGAAGCCUUGGAAGACUUGUGGGUGUGAGCUGUGGAGUGAAGAGAUGCUGGUCAGUCGAAACGGUGGGAUGAAUCGAGCUGCCGCUGCACCUGCUCAGCGUGCGGCUCCAGGAUGGGGUCUUUGA
Trichoderma aggressivum f. europaeum is the source of this 1107-nucleotide messenger RNA. RefSeq lists its product as uncharacterized. NCBI's taxonomy places the organism in Eukaryota, Fungi, Ascomycota, Sordariomycetes, Hypocreales, Hypocreaceae. The record is from RefSeq and is a predicted model, not a curated record. Gene Ontology annotation, cellular component: ubiquitin ligase complex; cytoplasm. Gene Ontology annotation, molecular function: ubiquitin protein ligase activity; ubiquitin conjugating enzyme binding; zinc ion binding. The coding region runs from base 1 to 1107 and encodes 368 amino acids. The transcript is spliced from 2 exons. Gene Ontology annotation, biological process: protein polyubiquitination; ubiquitin-dependent protein catabolic process; positive regulation of proteasomal ubiquitin-dependent protein catabolic process.